Stylonychia lemnae is the source of this 1947-nucleotide messenger RNA. NCBI's taxonomy places the organism in Eukaryota, Ciliophora, Spirotrichea, Sporadotrichida, Oxytrichidae. The record is from the annotation of a GenBank genome assembly.
AUGGGAGCAUCGUCUUUAAAUUACUAAAUUGACUCAGUUAAUGGAAGCCAUACAAUAUCUGAUUAUUAAACAAUAACCAAUUAAUCUCUUCAUUCUUAGUAGCCAGAUCCGUUACUCCCAGAUCUUAACAGACAUAGCAGGUUAAUAAGUAUCAUAAAUGAUGAAAAUUCUUUCACUGAUAGGAACCAAAGUAGCAUGAAAAAAAGCAAGCAGAAUUAUAAAAAUUCAAGCACAUCUAAGCACAAUAAAAAUAAAUCAAUACCCUUUAUAAAAUAGCACUUUAUUCAAGCAAGACUUCAGGAUUAAUAAAAAUCUCCACCCACAAAUAAAUAAUACUUACAAGGUAAACUACAACACUUCAUUAGAAAAUAAUAUGUUUUCUGCACCUUUCGUUAAAAAUAAGAGGAUUAAUUAGACAUUAAAUCCUCACUUAAAAAACAAUCAUCAAUAUAAAAAGAGAGAAUGGCUCUCUCUAUUGAAAGGAUGAAGGAUAAAGCUGAAUAAAUAAGACAUAAAAGUGAAGUUGAACAUAAAAAGUAAUUGAUUAUGAAUAAAUACUACAAUCAACAUGGAAUCUAGUUAACUUAAAAGCAAAUGGAAAAUAAAUAUAAAAACAUCGAUGAUCUGCAUCUGGAGAUAAUAUUGGAGAGGAAAUUAAGGCUCAAAAAGCAAAAUGAUGCUGCUAUCAUUAUUUAAAAGAAUUUUAAGUCUAGAAUAGCUAGAAAAGCUUAUCUAUAUGCACUAAAUGUUCGGUUAAAUGCAACAUUAAUAGUAUAGAGAUUCUGGCUUAGUUACAGAAGAAGGAACAUUUUGCCUAAACUGAUUAUCAGGAUUAAGAAUAAAUCUGUUUUAUUAAUGUAGAGUUACUGCAGGGGUUACUUAGCCUAUAAGUAAGUCCAAAAAAUGUUAAUAGGUGCUAAAUUUUCAGAAUGCUUUAACUACUUUUAAGAAAUCAAAAGAAAACUAUUCAUCGACUCAUAGAUAAAAAUAGCAUAUGCCUGGAGAAAGUAUACUCGUAACAAGUUGAAGAAAUUAGAGUUGAAAAAGAAAAAGGAAGUUGAGGAUGCAUCAAAAAAGAAGAAAAAGAAAAACAUCUAUACAUAAUAGUCCAUAGUAAAAGAAAAAUCACCAACUUCAAAGAUCAAAUCAGGAUAAGCACCUAUCAUAUCCCCCUUACCCACUCAUUCAUUAAACCAAGGUAAUGCUUAAUUUAUUCAAAAAAAUACAGUGGUUGCAAACAACAAUUAAAAACUUUCCCCAAUUUCUCAGAAUUAAAAGAUUUUAACGUAGAGCACCCUACAAAUAACUAAAAGCAAAGCAAAAAAUAUAACUAGCUAAUUGUCAGAAGCUAGUAGCAACACUGGGAAUUCUUUACAUAAGACGUCAUUAAAGCGAUUACCUCCUGGAAAGGAUAAUUAAAGUCAUGUUACUAGUGGACAUUCUACUCAACUUUACAUUCAAUAGUAAAAGACAAACUCUAAUUCUUAGAAUUCUUAAGAAUCGUUAUUAUAAAGGAGGAAUAGCAGGACAGAAGUUAUUAACUAAAGUUUCAGAAAAAAGUAAAGCAUUGUUUCUACAAAUAGUACUGGUUUGAAUAAUGAUUUAGAGGAAACUAAAGAAAUUGUAAUGAAGUUUAAAAUGGAUGGACCUUCUGAAAGAGCCAGUUAAUUAAACUAAAUAGAAUCUUUCAAAAUUAAUGCAUCUCAAUAGUAGAAUUAUGAGCAAUUUGAUUACAGCCAGAAUAAUCAAUAGGUAGAUGAAACUGAUGAGCUGGAUCUUUCAGCUGAUGAUAAUGAUGAUGACAUGGAUAAUGAGAAUGACUCUUAAGAUGAUAGUUUGGUACAUAGAGAUGGACCUGUGUUUGAGCAAGAUGAACCUAAUGAUACAGAAGAAGAAACUCAUUAGCACAGAGAUUCAAAUGUUGAUCAAGAUCAAUAAAACAUUUGA